GCACACAUUAACCAUCAGACAGAAGGACUCAGCUCACAACAAUCAUCCGGACCAGGAGAAAGAGUCGAACUUGAGCCUCUCAAAGCCUCCUAAGAUGAAGACGUUCAGUGUUGCAGUUGCAGUGGCCGUCGUGCUCACAUUCAUUUGUGUUCAGCAGAGCUCUGCUGUCCCAGUCACUGAAGAGCAGGAGCUGGAGGAGCCAAUGAGCAUGGACUAUCCAGCAGCAGCACAUGAGCAGAUAUUAGUGGACUCAUGGAAGACGCUGUAUAACAGCAGACACAAGCGUGGCAUCAAGUGUCGCUUUUGCUGUGGCUGCUGCACCCCCGGUAUCUGUGGAGUUUGCUGCAGGUUCUGAGGAUUCCUGCUCCAACAACCACUCAAUAUUAACAAACUGUAUGUCACAGUUAAUGUGUGAGAUUAUACUGUUUUAGUAACAUUGUGUCCUCAGUUACUGCCUCAACCACGUGCUUGUAUUGCACAGUUUAUCACAAUAAACUUUUAAUUUAAGUGCAA
This is a messenger RNA of Maylandia zebra (zebra mbuna), 513 nucleotides long. RefSeq names its product hepcidin. Gene Ontology annotation, biological process: intracellular iron ion homeostasis; defense response to bacterium. Gene Ontology annotation, cellular component: extracellular region. The record is from RefSeq and is a predicted model, not a curated record. NCBI's taxonomy places the organism in Eukaryota, Metazoa, Chordata, Actinopteri, Cichliformes, Cichlidae. Gene Ontology annotation, molecular function: 2 iron, 2 sulfur cluster binding.